Messenger RNA from Chaetomium fimeti, 1201 nucleotides. RefSeq lists its product as uncharacterized. The record is from RefSeq and is a predicted model, not a curated record. The transcript is spliced from 2 exons. NCBI's taxonomy places the organism in Eukaryota, Fungi, Ascomycota, Sordariomycetes, Sordariales, Chaetomiaceae. Bases 273 to 1094 code for a protein of 273 amino acids. Gene Ontology annotation, cellular component: endomembrane system; membrane.
GCACUGGCCAGCAGCAUUCUGGGGAUUGACCCAAUCGGUCUCGGAGCGUCCAUGCCUUGCAAGUCCGGCGGAGCAGGGAAACUGGACCAUCCUCAUCCCACUUGUGCUCAGCCUCGCUUAUCCGGCUGGCCCGCUGGUGAUCUGGCUACAUUUAACAGUGCAUAGCACGUUGUCUCCUUGAACUUUCUUCUGCUUGACCUUCUCCCCCCCCAAUUCCUCACCCAAUUCUGACAACAAACCGGUUGUUGUCUUCCUCCCCCAUAUCUCCACCAAUGGCCGACGAAUCCUCCGUUCGGCGGCGCAAGCCCGAGCCCGUGACGGACACCCCCCCGGAGUCCGAGCCGGCCGAGUCGCAGGAUGAGGAACCGAAAAGGGAUGCGCCCAAAAAGUCCAAGAAGAAAUCGACCCAAGACCGCCUCGACGAAGACGAAUCCAGCGGGCACAUCCUCGACAUCUUCCGCGUCCUCACCUUCCUCGUCCUCGCCUACUUCGGCCUGAGCUACCUCGUCUCCAGCGGCGAGACCUACUCCUGGGGCAUCACCAAUGGAUCCAAGUACCUCCAGACGGACUGGUGGAUGAAGCAAUUCCGCGGCCCCAUCUACCUCACACCGGACGAGCUGAGCGGGUACGACGGGAGCGACCCCGACAAGCCGAUCUACCUGGCGAUCAACGGGAGCAUCUACGACGUGUCGUCGAACGCGCGGACGUACGGCCCCGGCGGGUCGUACCAGUACUUCGCCGGGUGCGACGCGGCGCGCGGCUUCGUCACGGGCUGCUUCGCCGAGGACCGCACGCCCGACAUGCGCGGCGUCGAGGACAUGUUCCUGCCGCUCGACGACCCGGCCGUGGACAGGCAUUGGAGCGCCGAGGAGCUGGCCGCGCUGAAGCAGGAGGAGCGUGCCAACGCGGAGCGUAAGGUGCAGGAGGGCCUGACGCACUGGGUGAAUUUCUUUAAGAACAGCCCCAAGUAUGAUUUUGUCGGCUAUGUGAAGCGGCCCGAGGGGUGGCCGGGCACGGAGCCGAAGCGGCAGCUGUGCGAGCAGGCGGCGAAGGGGAGGAAGAAGAGGGUUAUCCCCAAGAAGGGGGGUCAGUAAAAGGUUGAGAUGGGGUUAUGGACAAGCUUAGCGGGUGUUUCUCGGUUGUGUGCACUUGCUAUGUAGGGUUCCUCAUAGAUCGCGUAUCAUCACACACUUCUAGUCAC